CUUCUCCGGUUGCCAGGACAACCAAGGAAGAUGGCCCUUAGCAGGAGCUGGGUGAUCCGAGCUUUUAGCUCGCCGUUGUACAGCGUUGCUCCUGACCUGCAGCUGGCUAGAAGGAGGAGGAGCCAACUCUGCAGAGGAGCCUUUCGCAGCCUCGCGUGGGUCCUGCUGCCUCGCUGCCCCAAUGUGAGACAGAACUCAAGUGUGAGAACCGCUCCUCCUCUCUCCCUCUGCUGGCCACUGCCCAGCUCUGACUGGUUCGCCUCCACUAGCCGCGUAAGCACAGGCAGCAAGAUGUCAGCAUCCUUCUCUACCAGCGACAGUUCAGGGAAGCCCAAAUCCCAGUUCCGCAAGAGGGGGAGCCUGCAGAGCACUACAAGCCCUGAUCUGUGUGGUGUAUCUGGGUCAAAACCCCUCAAGCCUCAGCGUUCCCUCCCAGGAACCCCUGUCUCUUUGAAACAGUUCCCGGUUGACCUACGAACCUCCAUGGAAGAGAAGUACAAAGAGAUUGCAGAGGAACUCUUCACGCGCAGCAUGGCGGAAAGUGAGAUGCGCAGCGCCCCCUAUGAGUUCCCAGAGGACAGCCCCAUCGAGCAGCUGGAGGAGCGCCGGCACCGUCUCGAGAGGCAGAUUAGCCAAGACAUUAAGCUUGAGCCCGAGAUCUUGCUCCGCGCCAAACAGGACUUCCUGAAAAUCGACAGUACCACAGACCUCGAGUUAAUGAAGGAGAAGAGUGUUGACGUUGGUGAUAAUGGCAUCAAGGAACGGGAAAUGCCAAUGGAGAGAGAGUAUCAGCGGGUCUCAAUAUCUGGAGAGGAAAAAUGUGGGGUACCUUUCACUGACUUGGUUGAUGCUGCCAAGUGCGUGGUGAAGGCUUUGUUCAUUCGAGAGAAGUACAUCAACAGAUCCUUGCAGUCUUUUUGCAAGACCACAGCUCAUGCCUUGCAGGACCUCGGCUUGAAGCCACUGGACAUGGGAAUCUAUGACAAAUUUCCCGAGACCCCCGUCGAUGCCGAUGCUCCCGUCCACCCACCUGUUUCGGAGACACACCCUUAUGACAAUCUGGACCCCAAAAAUCUGCCCUCAGAUACGGGAUAUGGUUGCAAGAUGGUAGAUGGAGUAAUGCACGUUUACACUAAAAAGAACACCAUGGAUAAAAGUACACUAUUAGAUCUUCCGUAUCCUGACUUGAAGGAAUAUAUCGCUGACAUGAAUGUAAUGAUGGCCCUCAUCAUUAACGGCCCAGUGAAGUCUUUUUGCUACCGUCGCCUCCAGUAUCUAAGCUCCAAGUUUCAAAUGCACAUCCUCUUAAAUGAGAUGAAGGAAUUGGCUGCCCAGAAGAAAGUUCCUCACAGAGACUUUUACAACAUACGCAAAGUAGACACACACAUACACGCAUCCUCCUGCAUGAACCAGAAGCAUCUGCUGCGCUUCAUCAAGAGGGCCAUGAAAAAAUACCCUGAGGAGAUUGUUCACAUUGAGCGGGGCCGGGGUCAAACCCUGAAGGAGGUGUUCGAGACCAUGAACUUGACGGCCUUCGAUCUGAGCGUUGACACGCUUGAUAUGCAUGCGGACCGCAACACGUUCCAUCGCUUUGACAAAUUUAAUGCCAAAUACAACCCCAUUGGAGAGUCCAUCCUCAGAGAGAUAUUCAUCAAGACUGAUAAUCAUGUUGAGGGGAAAUACUUUGCACACAUUGUCAAGGAGGUUAUGUCCGACCUUGAGGAGAGCAAGUACCAGAACUCUGAGCUGCGGCUGUCCAUCUAUGGUCGCUCCAGAGACGAAUGGGACAAACUGGCCCAGUGGGCUGUCAAACAUCGGGUGUAUUCAGAUAAUGUGCGUUGGCUAGUCCAGGUGCCCCGCCUUUUUGACGUGUAUCACACAAAGAAGCAGCUAGCUAAUUUCCAGGAGAUGCUGGAGAACAUCUUUCUGCCAUUGUUUGAAGUAACUAUCGACCCCCAGAGUCAUCCUGAGCUGCAUCUCUUCCUGGAGCACGUGGUGGGAUUCGACAGCGUGGAUGAUGAGUCCAAACCUGAGCACCACAUUUUCAAUCUAGACAGUCCUUUACCAGCCAACUGGAGAGAGGAGGACAACCCGCCCUACUCCUACUACCUCUAUUACACCUACGCCAACAUGACCGUGCUCAACCAACUGCGCCGGAGGCGAAACUUUCAUACGUUUGUGCUGCGACCUCACUGCGGGGAGGCAGGGCCGGUCCAUCACCUGGUAUCUGGUUUCAUGCUGUCGGAGAACAUCUCCCAUGGUCUGCUGCUCAGAAAGGCCCCUGUGCUGCAAUAUUUGUACUAUCUGGCUCAGAUCGGCAUCGCCAUGUCGCCUCUGAGCAACAACAGCCUGUUCCUGAGCUACCACCGCAAUCCACUGCCAGAGUAUCUGUCAAGAGGUCUCAUGGUGUCCCUGUCCACCGAUGACCCCCUCCAGUUCCACUUUACCAAGGAGCCUCUCAUGGAGGAGUACAGCAUUGCAACUCAAGUGUGGAAGCUGAGCUCCUGCGACAUGUGCGAGCUGGCAAGAAACAGUGUUCUCAUGAGUGGCUUUUCACACAAAGCUAAAAGCUACUGGCUGGGUCCCAGCUAUUACAGAGAGGGCCCGGAGAGCAACGACAUCCGCCGCACCAACCUCCCCGACAUUCGGGUGGCGUACCGAAGCGAGACGCUCUCAGAAGAGCUGCAGCUCAACACCCACGCCGUGCGAACCGAGGAGCUGGAAACCAUCAGCGAGGAAGACGCCCUGUGCAUGGGCCCUCUGGCCGGGUGCCGCUAA
Messenger RNA from Nerophis lumbriciformis (worm pipefish), 2778 nucleotides. The record is from RefSeq and is a predicted model, not a curated record. NCBI's taxonomy places the organism in Eukaryota, Metazoa, Chordata, Actinopteri, Syngnathiformes, Syngnathidae.